CGUUUAGGGUUAGCUUUUGAUCAUCUCCAUCUCUUUCUCUUUCCUCGUCGGCAUUUCUUCAUUGCUGCUUAGGCCUCCCGGGCUACGCUUGAAGUAGUGCGAGUCAGUAAAACCUCCUUCCACGACGUAGGAUCGGAAGUCACGACGGGAGCUCGCUCGCUGCGAAGGCCUGCAAGCUAAUGUAACUGCUACUUUGUACUUUCAGACUAUUGCAGAAUUGUUUUCCAAUGGCUCUUUCAUUCGAGAUUGUUGGGAGGUUUAAUCGUGCACGGGCAGCUCAAUUAGCACUCCCUCAUUUUACAUGUCAAACACCACGGUUUAUGCCUGUGGGGACACAAGGUUCUAUAAAGGGUCUAACUAACAACCAGCUGGAGGAAAUUGGUUGUCAGAUCAUUUUGGGGAACACAUACCAUUUGGCUCUUCAUCCUGGUGCUGAAUUGAUAGAUGAUAUCGGCGGUCUUCACAAAUUUAUGAACUGGAAAAGAGCAUUACUUACUGAUUCUGGUGGUUUUCAAAUGGUUUCCCUGUUGCAUUUGGCUGAUAUUACUGAAGAGGGAGUAACGUUUCAGUCUCCUGCUGAUGGUAAACCUAUGUUAUUAACUCCGGAAGAGUCAAUCCGCAUCCAGAACAAAAUAGGAGCUGAUAUCAUCAUGGCUCUUGAUGAUGUUGUAAAGACCACAAUUACUGGCCCUAGAAUCGAGGAAGCUAUGUAUCGAACUCUUCGUUGGAUUGAUAGAUGCAUAGCUGCUCAUAAAAGACCUGAAGUGCAAAACCUAUUCGGUAUUGUACAGGGAGGACUUGAUCCGACUCUCAGAGAUAUAUGCGUGAAGGGCCUGGUUAGUCGCAAUUUACCGGGCUAUGCUAUUGGCGGUCUUGCAGGAGGUGAAGAUAAAGACUCCUUUUGGCGCGUUGUAGCACAAUGCACUGCUGCCCUACCAGAGGAUAAGCCUCGCUAUGUGAUGGGUGUUGGUUAUCCGCUAGAUAUUGUAGUUUGCAGUGCGCUAGGUGCAGAUAUGUAUGACUGUGUUUAUCCUACACGUACUGCUCGCUUUGGCACGGCACUCGUACCUGAGGGUAUAUUGAAGUUGACGCACAUGGCAAUGGCCAGUGAUGUACGCCCUAUUGAUUCGACAUGUAUAUGUAUGGUAUGUAAGAACUAUACAAGAGCUUACAUUCAUUAUCUUGUUACCAAAAAUGCCAUGGGUUCUCAACUUCUAUCAUAUCACAAUCUUUCAUAUAUGAUGAGGUUAAGCCAGGACCUUCACACAUCAAUAAUAGAGGGCCGGUUCCCAGAGUUUGUGCAAGGAUUUCUACGUACACAGUUUCCGAAAGGCGAUGUUCCAGUGUGGGUAUGCAAUGCCAUGGAGGUUGCUGGUAUUGAUAUCUCAUCUUGCUGUGCUCCAUUCCAAUCACCUCUUGCUUAGCUGAACAAUUUCAACCAUAGAAACUGGAGCUAUAUGGAUUUUCCCACAACAAGUAAUUUAUUUUUAGGAGAUUAUUGUCGAGUCCUUGUAAUUUUUAUCCUUUUACAAUUCUAUUGUCCUUUGCAAUUUUGUUCCAUCAAGGCACCAGUCAGGGAGUAAUUAUUGUGUCCGGACACUAAACGCAUCCAGAGUUCAAUAAAAAAACGCCACGUCAUUGGGCGCUCGGUAUGCUCGGUACUGAGUCCGGACACAAUAAUUUUUCCAGCUAGGAGGGAGAAAAUAAUAGAAAUAGUAAAAAUAGUAUUGUUGAAAGGAAUUUGCCGAUUUUGUUUAUUUUUCUUGGAAAUUCUAAAAAAUGUAAGAAAUAUUAUUCGAAUAUGACUGUGGCAUGAGGGGCCUAAAAACCACAGAAAAUUUAAGAGGAUGAGGAUGAGUGGCAGAUUUAACAGGGAAAAAAAAACAUUAAUUUUUGAAGAA
Dendrobium catenatum is the source of this 1901-nucleotide messenger RNA. RefSeq names its product queuine tRNA-ribosyltransferase catalytic subunit 1-like. Lineage: Eukaryota; Viridiplantae; Streptophyta; Magnoliopsida; Asparagales; Orchidaceae. The record is from RefSeq and is a predicted model, not a curated record. The coding region runs from base 228 to 1424 and encodes 398 amino acids. The transcript has 16 exons. Gene Ontology annotation, cellular component: cytosol. Gene Ontology annotation, molecular function: tRNA-guanosine(34) queuine transglycosylase activity.